CUAUACCAAAGAACAAAAUAUUUCUGAGUCAAAGAUAAGAAAAUAACAAUUUAGGCACAUAUUUGAGUCUAAACAUGAGCAUGAAUAAAUUAUAAAAUCAAUUAUUCAAUUGUACCAUCGAAGUAUGUGCCUCGUCCUGAAAUAUCUGCGGUUCCAACUACGUUUGUGUUCCGAAAGUUAUUUGUUUAUAGUUACAGAUGGGAUAUGAAUUCCAAAAACGUAUCCGUUCAAGUGUUUGACAGUGAUAUAGAACUGCUUCUUUCCAAUGGUUAUGAUAUUAAACAAAUGGAAACCAAAUGGUCUAGGUUAAAACAAGUUUGUCUUUUAUGUCUUGCCCUUUGUUUAUUUGGUAUAUUUGGGUUUGGUUAUUUUUGUAAGGAAAAGGUAUGUGCCCUAUCUUCCAGAGAUAUCUCCAUUUUUAAGAAUGACAGGAUAGGAAAGCCAUUAACGGUAUCAGAUGGAAAAAAAGGACUAAGCUAUGAUGAUAUGUUAAAUGAAGAUUUCAUAUUUGAUUUGGAAUCACAUGAUGUUAUGGUUUUUCUCCAUAUACAGAAAACCGGUGGCACUUCAUUUGGAAAACAUUUAGUACAUGAUUUGGAUCUCAAACAGCCUUGCAGUUGUCCUAUUGCUCGCAAGCGUUGCUAUUGCUUUAGACCUCACUCUAAUCAAAGCUGGCUAUUUAGCCGUUAUACUACAGGGUGGAAGUGUGGUUUACAUGCUGACUGGACUGAACUUACUGGUUGCGUGGAUGAGAAAUUAGAUGAAUUAGAAGGAGUAGUUAAAAGAAGGUAUUUUUAUAUUACCUUGCUGAGAGACCCUAUUGCUAGAUAUUUGUCUGAGUUUCGACAUGUGCAAAGGGGGGCCACUUGGAAGGGUUCUCGACAUUUUUGCAAAGGAAGAGCUGCCACUUUUGAUGAAAUUCCCCCGUGCUAUGAAGGAGAAGAUUGGGAAGGAGUUGAAAUAGAGGAUUUUAUAAAUUGUAAAAGCAACUUAGCUAAGAAUCGUCAAACUAGAAUGUUGGCUGAUUUAGAACUGAUUGGUUGCUAUGAUAAGACCUAUAUGACCCAAGUUGAAAGAGACAGGAUAAUGUUGGCCAGUGCCAAAAAAAAUUUGCAAUCAAUGGCAUUUUUUGGGCUUACAGAAUAUCAGAAAAUUUCACAGUAUAUCUUUCAGGAAACGUUUAAUUUAAGGUUUACCAUACCAUUUGAACAAAAUAAUGCCACAUUAUCGAACUCUUUAAUGUUGAAUUUGACACCAGAACAGGCAUCAAAAGUUAAGAAACUUAACGAUUUAGAUAUAGAGCUGUAUAGUUUUGCAAAAAAUUUAUUGUUUGCCAGGUUUGAAAAAUUAAAAUCGAAAGAUAGUGACUUUGAGGAGAAAUUCAAACAUUUAGGGGGUAGUGACUUUGACUGGGAUAAACUAGAUACAACUGAAAAAGGAUUUUAAGCAAGUGGGUAGCUUUUCCAGUCUUUAAUUGUUUAAGUCAUUUUAUAUUGAUAAUUUGUUUGUUAAUUAUGGUAAUUUUAUAACUCUUCCUAUAUUUUUCCUAUAUUUUCACUUCCAAUCAAUUGUAAAUAUGCAUUUCCGAAAUUUAUUGAAUUUUCAUAUAAAUACAUAACUUGUCAAACAAAUUGUAAAUGUAAAAUAGUGCUGUAUUUGUUUCAUUUGUAACUGAGGUGAUAUAUCACAAUAAUAAUGUAGGUUUUAUGUUCAGAUCCUUGUUAGAUUUUAAGUUUUACAUUUAGAGAAUUAAGUCUGGCUACUCCGAUUAGCAUUUUUUUUGUUUUUAUCUCAGGUUUCUACAAAAUGUUUAUAUUAUUUAUCUCAAAUGUACCUAUUUCCAUAACUCAUAUAGAUAAUAGAUAUUUUUAAUCAUUUCCCUAAAAGAAAUGAACUUUUUAGCUGACUCUUUUAAGGAGAGUAAAAUUCAAAUUUUUAGGAAUGAAAGGCACUGUUGGUCACUGAUGAUUUUUAAAGUUUUCAUUUGAAACCUUUAUCUCAUUACUGUUAUUGUAUACAAGAUCAAGAGGCAUGAAGAUAUUGAAAAUGACAAGAGUUAUGAAAUCUGUUAAGGUACAGGAAAGCUGCUUAUUUUUCUGUUUAAAGUGCAUUAGAAAUUUUGAGAAUUCCAUAAAUAAAAAAAAAGUUUUUAUUUUUUUCUGACAAAUUGAAUGUUAAUUUUUAAUCAGUGAUUUUAAAAUCCAUCUUCUGCUAUUUUCAAUAUUGUCAGCUUUUUGAAAUCGGUGAUCAUGCCUAAGCUACAAGGUCAAUUAAAUUAGAGAAAAGUUGCCCUUGAAUUUCUGAAAAUAAAUAACUUUUCCGAGAUUCCCAUGCAUCUUUAUCGUAUACAUUGCAUCAAUGAGGUUUUUAUGUUUUAUUUGAUAAAUUAAAACGACCAAGCUUUUCCUAUAAUAUAGGAUAAACGAAUAGUCCUUAAGUUAAAACAUGUGCCAUUUCAAUAUGUUUGUUUUAUUCAAAAUAAUUUUGUCUUUCAUUUUUAUAUGAAAAAUUAUUUGACUUUAUCGGUAGUAACCAGAUAUAACUUAGAAUUGAACCAAAGAUAAAAUAUAUAGCCAUGUGUUCAAAUGUGUUUAGAGAAAAUUUAAGAUGUUCGCAUUCUGUUUGCAAAUGGCAAACGACCCAGUCGCCAUGGUGUGUAGUUAAAUCCAUCCUUUUUCCUUCCGCUGCAUAUGUAGGUCACAAAUUUGUCGGAUUUACAAAUGGAACCUUCUAUACAUGGGAAACGUAAGCUGCGAAUAUUUUUACAUAUUUUCGAAUUAUUUUUAUACGUUCAAUUUUUUUUUUCAUAAUCUGUGAUACCAGUUUUUCACAUUGAAUUCUGACGAGUUUGCUUUAUUAGAUGGGGUUGUAAAGUUUAUAAUUCACCAUUGUCUGUUAAAAUGUGUCAACGGCCUAUCAGACAUGUACGCUUUUGAAGUUCUAAACAUAUUCACAACCCGCCGAUUUUUUGUUAGCAGCUAAGCAUAUUGAAUGCAUAAUACAAUCAUUAAUAUUCGGAUCACCUAGUCGGCACUAUACAACAUUGUGUAUAUUUCUUUACUUCUAUUAAACGUAUAACUUCCGUUACUUGCGAUUUUUUUGUCCGUUAAGAACUUGUCAGACCUGCGCAAUUAUUUAGAAAAUUUUCAUUUUUUUAAGGGACAAGAAACCUGAAAAGUUGUCAGUUUAAAAAAAUGGCAGAAAUGGAGCAGCAGGUUACUUAAAGAACGAAUAUUUCAUUUAUGUUUUCUUUGACCAAAUAGAAAAAUAUACAGGCUUAUUUUCAAUGAGUGCCCUAUUAGACGUUUAUGGAUAAUGACUUACGGUCAACAACAAGCCGAUAUAAUUUUUUUUUUGGCAACCCGUACAGCUAAAGACUUGAAUUUUUGGUUACGGUUCCCUAUUACAUUUUUUUAUCAUAAUAUCGUACCUAUAACAAUUAACUAAUCGCGUGCAGGGCGUUCAUAAGAUCAGGCCUAAUUGGCAUGUUAGCUGGGAAUUUUAAAUGCCAUCUAAAAGAUCCAACCUAUG
Cylas formicarius (sweet potato weevil) is the source of this 3531-nucleotide messenger RNA. It is a transcript of the gene Hs6st, whose product is annotated as heparan-sulfate 6-O-sulfotransferase 2. Gene Ontology annotation, molecular function: heparan sulfate 6-sulfotransferase activity. The record is from RefSeq and is a predicted model, not a curated record. NCBI's taxonomy places the organism in Eukaryota, Metazoa, Arthropoda, Insecta, Coleoptera, Brentidae. The transcript is spliced from 2 exons. The coding region runs from base 205 to 1446 and encodes 413 amino acids. Gene Ontology annotation, cellular component: membrane.